AUGGCGGAGAGCACUAGAUAUCGCACUUUGGAAGAUCAGCUCAAGAAGCAAGAAGGUUGCCUACAGGAGGUGGUGGAGUCGAUGGCAGAUGUGCAGGCCGCUUGCCAACGGAGGUUUCAGGAUGAACUGGAGCAGAAAAGCUCGCGAUUGGAAGCACUAGUGGGAAGCCUGAAUCAGAGGUUCGACUCCAUUGAGCAAAAGUUCAAUAGCCUACUGAACACGAUGAUGAAGGAGAAAGGCUGUUCAGAGCCGGAAUCGAGGAUCUCAGAACCGCUACUACCAACUCCACUUCCACAUACGAAACUCAGACAUCAGAAUGGUGCUCAACUCGCUCCACCAGAGGGCAGGAGUAAGUAUUUCAAUCCUAUCUUGCCUAAACUGGAAAUGCCUAUGUUUGCUACUGAGUUUAGUGACCUGCUGUGUGAAAGAUUUGCCAGUAAGGCUUCUCGAGAUGUGGUGGAGGAAUUCAAUAAACUGCAACAAAAGAGGAUAGUAGAAGAAUAUGAGGAGAAAUUUGAGGAGCUUAAAACUCUCAUGCUACUUAGAAAUCCUAAACUAGAUGAGCUAAAUUUUGUCUCCGGUUUUGUCAGUGGCUUGAAAGAGGAAAUUAGACCGAUGGUGAAGAUGUUCAAGCCACAAACACUAGCGAAGGCCUUCGAAGUAGCUGAACUACAAGAGUGUGGUGACAAGUUUGGGGCAGGACAUUGUUGUAAGCCAGGGAACUUGAACAGCAUUGACCUGGAAGAAGGUAAUGACACAGAUUUUGAAGAUGCUGAAGGGGAGCAAGAUGAGAGUACGGGGCGAGUAGGAAAACUGGCUGAGGUUUCACUGAAUGCCUUAAAUGGAGCCAUGAGCAGCAAGUCUAUCAUUCUGUUAGGUAAUAUGGGAGGACUACCAAUAAAAAUCUUGGUGGACACUGGAGCUUCGAACAGCUUCAUUCACUUCGGUCUUGCUAGAUCCUUGUACUUACCUUCUCAAGAGGUGACUCCUUUCACAGUCACCUUAGCAGAUGGUACGGAUAUUACUAGUGGUGCAGUUUGUCCAAGUGUCAAGUGGCUAAUACAGGACUAUCAAUUCCAAUUUGACCUGAAGGUGAUGGAUUUAGGGAAUUGGGACAUCAUUUUAGGGGUAGAUUGGAUGUACCAAUUCAGUCCCAUUACGUUUGAUUUUCAUAGUCUCAACAUUGCUCUCAGCAGUAGUGGAAGUUUGCUCCACUUACAAGGGCUUAUCAACCAACCUCUGAUGGAGCUGGUAAGAGGUAGAAGCGGUACUGCAACAGUACUCGCAAGUAUUCGUCCUGAGAGAGAGCUGGAUCACCAAAUCACUCUCAAACCUGGAGCGGAACCCUUCAAACUAAAGCCUUACAGGUACCCUCAUGCACACAAAACCGAAAUCGAAAUGCAAGUGGCUGAGAUGCUCUCUAGUGGUAUUGUUACUCACAGUAGUAGUCCCUUUGCAUCUCCUGUUUUGCUGGUCAAAAAGAAAGACAACUCGUGGAGGUUAUGUGUGGACUACCGGAAGCUAAACGAGCUGACUAUUAAAGACAGAUUUCCCAUACCGAAUAUAGAUGAACUUCUGAACGAGUUACAUGGGACGAAAUACAUGUCUAAACUGGACCUUAGAGCUGGUUACCACCAAGUACGAGUUAAGGCAAUGGACACGCACAAAAUUGCCUUCCAGACGCAUCAUGGUCACUUCGAAUUUCUAGUCAUGCCAUUUGGAUUGACGAACACUCCAGCUAUCGUCCAGGCCUUGAUGAAUCGAAUUUUUCAGCCGUAUAUGAGGAAAUUCAUGUUAGUUUUUUUUGACGAUAUCCUAGUCUACGGCCCCACCCUUGAGUUACACAUGCAAUAUCCCCAAAUCGUCCUUGGGGUCCUGGCAGAUAACCAACUAUUCUGUAAAAGAUCUAAAUGCUCUUUUGCCCAAACUUCUGUGGAGUAUUUGGGACAUGUGAUAUCUGAAAAAGGCGUGAGCAUGGACAAGUCUAAGAUAGAAUGCAUACUCUCCUGGCUCUCACCCGAGACAGUGAAGGAAUUGCGAGGAUUUUUGGGAUUAACGGGGUAUUAUAGAAGAUUCAUUAAAGGAUAUGGGGUAAUCAGUAAACCAUUGACACAAUUGUUGAAGAAGGACGGGUUUGCAUGGAAUUUUGAAGCUCAUAUAGCUUUUGAAGACUUAAAGAAAGCCAUGACAACAGCCCCAGUACUGAGCAUGCCCAACUUUGAGAUUCCUUUCAUCAUCGAGACGGAUGCCUGUGGAAUGGCUACUGGUGCAGUUUUGAUGCGACAGGGACACCCCAUAGCAUUCCUCAGCAAAGCUCUAGCAAACCAGAAUCUGGGAAUGUCGGUUUACUAG
Messenger RNA from Coffea arabica (coffee), 2352 nucleotides. The record is from RefSeq and is a predicted model, not a curated record. NCBI's taxonomy places the organism in Eukaryota, Viridiplantae, Streptophyta, Magnoliopsida, Gentianales, Rubiaceae.